Wyeomyia smithii (pitcher-plant mosquito) is the source of this 2163-nucleotide messenger RNA. RefSeq names its product zinc finger protein 699-like. Gene Ontology annotation, molecular function: RNA polymerase II transcription regulatory region sequence-specific DNA binding; DNA-binding transcription factor activity, RNA polymerase II-specific. Gene Ontology annotation, biological process: regulation of transcription by RNA polymerase II. The record is from RefSeq and is a predicted model, not a curated record. Gene Ontology annotation, cellular component: nucleus. Lineage: Eukaryota; Metazoa; Arthropoda; Insecta; Diptera; Culicidae. Bases 49 to 1875 code for a protein of 608 amino acids. The transcript is spliced from 4 exons.
CUAAUCAGUGAUAUCAUAUCGGUUGGUGCUAUUAGGAACUAGAAAAUAAUGGCAGAGGAACCCACCAGUAAACAAUCGAGCCUCGAAAACAAACGAAAUAAAAACGUUCAAGCGGAUGAGCUACAAGCACUGUUGAAGGCCUGCAUCGACGUUGGAAUCGAAAAAGUACGGCGUGAAGGCGGCCGCACCGAUUAUCUUUUCUACGAUGUACAGCAGCGUAUGAUGCAGUACGGCGAUUUUCCCGAGCGUAAGUUGUAUAUGCUGCAGCACAAUUACCUCCGAAUAAGGCGAAAUUUUCUUAGUUGCAAACUCGAUCCAUACCCACCGGAAGCGAGGCUGCUGUGGGGAACAGCGCAACAUAAGGCAAAUGCUUCCGAUAACGAUGAUCGUUGGUCAACAUUGCUUCACCGUACCCUACAGCGCCAAGAGAGUUAUUCGUAUGUGUUAAAGGUGGAAUCAUGGGAGAUUAUCAGGCAGGCUUUGCAGAGGAAUUUGGAAAAUCUUUCAACGAACCAGCAAGAUAAUGCCUUCGAGCAGAUUCUGCUGGGGCUGAGAGAAAAGAAACUUUUUCUCAACCGGGAUGUGAUGCUACUGAAGCAAACUUACUUUAGAAUGCGGAAACAAUUUCUGAGUGGUAAAACUACUCACUUUCCACCGGAGGCCUCCCAACUAUGGCGCUCAGACGAGACGGAAACAGUACAUUUGGAGCCACCUGUAAGAAUUACACGGAAAAGAAGGUUAAAGAAACAACAGCUGGUUGAAGAAACGACAGCAGCAGAUACUAGUGAACGUUUGUGUCGAAUCUGCCAAGCCCAACUGCUCAAAGAAUGUAAAGAUCUGUUGCAGGAUACCUACUGCAGCCAGACUUAUGAAGAGAUUAUCCAGGAAACUGUCCAAGUGAUGAUCCUCUGCGAUGAACAAACGAGCAGUAAAAUUUGUUUACUCUGUUCUAAAUUCGUCGAGAAUUUAUUGCUCUUUGUUCAACAGUGUCGGCAGGCUUGCAGCAUUCCAGCUGCACCAAAAAUUGAUGAAAAGUACUUCUUCGAAGAGGACAGCUUCCUUGAUACCGACCGAACAGAUGCUGUUGCCGAGUACCUCAAUGAAGCAAUAGAGGAAAGACUAGAUGAGGAUGUCUUGGAGCUGCGAAGCCCGACUCUCGAAGUAGAAUUUUUGAAACCAAAACUGUAUCAAAACAAUACCCCUGAGAAAACGAUCACUGAUGAGCAAAAGUAUCGGGAGUUUGUCAAGAGCCGACCAACCAGAAACAAGCGCAAACAGUGUCACUUGUGCGGCAAAUCCGUAAUCGAUCUGGUUAGCCAUCUGACCAGCCACAGUGGUGUCGAAUUUCAGUGCCAGUUCUGCCCCCGAAAAUGCCCCAAUGAACGCCAGCUAACGGCGCACAUGAAUGUGCAUACGAAGAAGAACAAAUAUCCCUGCCGGAUUUGCGAUCGUGUUUUCUACGUAUGGACCUCUCGGAAGAACCACGAGUUCACUCACAAUGUAAAAUUCAGUUGCGAUAAAUGCGAUGCCGUUUACGCUUAUGCGGCCCAACUGCAAGUUCACAUUAAGCAGAAACACUUGGGUAUUCGACAUUUGGCAUGUUCGCAGUGCCCCUUCAGAACGUCAAAUAGGGCCCGCCUGCGGAACCAUGUUCGAAGUAUUCACACCAGUGAACGCCCGUAUCGGUGUACGUUUUGCGAAAGUACCUCGAACUGUUCUACCGGCUAUUAUAUCCACUUCCAGCGACACAAGAAGAGCGGUGAAGCAACGGAGUACUCGAUUCUUUGUGCCUACUGUGGGCUGCAGUUCAACAAGGAUGUCGCCCUCGAGAGGCACAUCUGCGAUGAACAUCCCGAAGUGGCUGUUGUAGUCUGAUUCUAAAUACAUGGCUUUUUGUUACACCAAAAAUUGUUUAAAAGAAGGGGGCACUGAAAUAGGAGAACAUGUAAAAAUUUCUUUAGGAUGGGCAUCACAUCCAAACGGAAUUGACUCUAUUGUAUAAAAAUGUAAAUUUAGGCCUUAAAGGAAAUUAUUGACAGUAUAGUUGGAAAAUUAACAUCCAGUAACGCAGACUGAGUUUGCCUUUCGAUACACCUGCCAGCCAGUUUUUUAAAUUAUAACAUAAAAUAUAAUAUAAAAUAAUUAAAUUAUGGUGAAAAAUCA